AUGCCAGCGACGUCGACAAAUGGCGUUGUGCGAGCGCCCGCAGGCCAAUAUUUUGCGCCCACGACAAGCGCGUCGGCCGAGACGGCAAAGCACCAGCACCAGCACCGGCAUCAACGACGCACCGCCCACCCCCCGUCACCACGCGACGACGGCACGCAUCACCGCCAUGCCCCCAACGUAGCAUCCCCCGCCCGAGAACGCGAGGUCCCGAACAGCGAUAGCAGCGAUGGGAUGCUGGGGGAAGAUGACAUCGGAGGCCAACCGCCUGCAAAGCGGCGAAAGCUGAGCCAGACUCACAGUCACCCAUCCGGCAAACAGAGCACCCUCGACGCGUUCCUGGCCAGCACGCAGCUGGAACCGCCGACCAAGAUCGUACGGCGAGAACCACACGGCCGAUUGCAGCAAACGGUGAAUGGUGUCCGCCGCACCCUGGUCGCUGACGAAGACGAGCUGCUGCGUCCGUCUCGUAAGCCCGAGCGAGCACAAGCAGUAGCAGGAGCAGCACCACCCCGACCCAGCAACAGUCCCGCCCCGCCACCCCAGCCCUCCACGCCCGCGACAGUGCAGCCGCAGCAGAAGCAGGAGGAGAAAAGGUCUUUGAGAAGUCGCGAUGAGGGCCCGAGGCUGAAGAGCGAGUUGGCCGUCUACUUUCCCCAUUAUGAGGACAUCAUAUUCGAUGUGCCCAAAGAGCAGGAUUUCGUGACCACAGACACGCUGUUGUACAUCACAGACGAUGCCAAGAAGGAAGACUCGUCGCCUGCAAAGUCGAGCAAAGCUUCUUCGCACGCGCGGAAGCCGUCUGUUAAUGGCGCUGCUGGUCCACCUGCCACGCCGCAACGGAGCUUGUCCACCCAGUUCAAUGGCAGCCCCAGUCUGAACCUAGACUUCGUGUCCAACAAUCUACCCGACAAUCCACAAGAUCCCCUCACCGACGACUACUUCCUCAAGUCCCACAAGCGAGCCGAGCGGAAGGAGAAGCAGCUGAGGAACAUUGAGCGCGAGCGUGCUAUGCAUGAGAAGGUGCAGUUGGACCGACUCCUUGAUGGACUGCUGGGUCACGACUGGCUACGCGUGCUUGGCAUUACUGGAGUCACCGAGACGGAAGCGAAAAAGUACGAGCCAAAGCGAGAUUAUUUCAUCGCUGAGGUGCAAGCGUUGGUCGACAAGUUCAAACAGUGGAAGGACCAGGAAAAGAAGUUGCGUCUCGUGAAGGAGGCCGCCCAGGCUGCCAAGGAUGCUGAAGACGAGGAGGGCAAUACCACAGAAGGAAGCGUUGAGCCCCCUAGCAGCGACCUCAAUGCCUCUGCUGCAAGACAGCUUCAGCAAGAGACCGUGAAUGCUCUCCGACCCAAGGCCAGCGGCAAAGGAAAAGAUCGUGCGCAUGCCUCAGGCUACGCGUCGACAUCCCAUUCCGCCACUCCUGCUACACCUGCUCCCAUCAAGCUGAUGCUGCCGCCUGCGCCUCCCAGUCCCGAACUUCCGAUCACCAGCUUCUAUGCCAAGCCUCAUCUCCGCGACGCUGCUCUCAGCAAGACGCGACAUGGCCGCAACGUGACUGCUUUUGGCCUUCCGCUUCCCGAAAUGGAGGAGAAGGAAUUCGAAUUGCCUUCCGAGUACAUAACACAGGAUGCUCUAAGGGCUUCUGCUCGAGAACGUCGGCGGCGGAAGCGAGAAAGUGCUGCGAACUCAUACGUGCCUGCCGAUAUUCUCCGCGUCAAUACCCGCAAUGAUGGCACCUGUUUCGCGAGCAGAAUCGGAUAUGUUCCGACUCGACCGAAAGGCUCUGCAUACGGCAACGAGAUUCAUUGUGAUCCCACUUUUGGUCUGUACAUGGCUAAACAUCUUGCUCACGAGCUUGACACUUCCAUCAUGAUUUACUCAUCCUUUCAGAACCUGCUGGAGACCGACCUGCAUAAGGCUCUCCUGCUGGGAUUCUCAAUGACGGAUCCUGAAAAUAUUUGGGAGAUCGUUCCGGGUAGGGAACAGCAGGAUCCCAUUGAUCAUACUGGGCCGUGGAGCGCGAUCAGAAUUAGUGUGGGCGAUAUCGAGGGAAUCAAGCGGUUGUAUCCCGUUCAACUGUGGUAG
This is a messenger RNA of Pseudocercospora fijiensis CIRAD86, 2085 nucleotides long. RefSeq lists its product as uncharacterized. Gene Ontology annotation, cellular component: SAS acetyltransferase complex. The transcript is spliced from 5 exons. NCBI's taxonomy places the organism in Eukaryota, Fungi, Ascomycota, Dothideomycetes, Mycosphaerellales, Mycosphaerellaceae. The record is from RefSeq and is a predicted model, not a curated record. The coding region runs from base 1 to 2085 and encodes 694 amino acids. Gene Ontology annotation, molecular function: histone acetyltransferase activity.